ACUCCCCCUUUUCCCGCCCGCCGCCGCCACCAUUAUGUCCCCGCAGAGCGCGGCGGCCACCGCCUCCUCGGCAAAGGCCGCCGGCGCCGCGGAGGACACGGGAGGAUGAGGACAGGAGGAAGGCGAAGAAGGAGGAGGAGGAGGCGCAGGCGGUGGGAGGCGGAGGCGAGGCCGGGCGGAGGAGGAGGAGGCGGCGGCGGCGGAGGAGACGCGGAGGAUGAAGUGGAGUGUCCGGGGAGCCUGCGCCGCGCUCUCCAGCUGCCUCCUGCUCGCCUGCGCGCUGAGCGCCGCCGCCGUGGGCCUCAAGUGCUUCUCGCUGGGCUCGGAACUGAAAGGGGAGCCCUUCCGCCUCGGCACCGCCGCCGGCGCCUUCUACUCGGGACUGCUCUUGGCCGCCGGCCUCUCGCUCCUCGGCUCCGCGCUCUUUUGCUGCCGCCAGCCGGACGAGGCGGCGGGCGGCGAGGGCGCAGCGUCCCAGGCGGGGGGCAGCGAAAUCGCGGCGGUGCCCGUGGUCAGCGGGGACGCUACUCCUCCUCCGCCGCCGCCGCCUCAGCCCCAGCAGCUGCCGCACCUCCCCAAGGCGCCCCCGGGCGGGCGGCAGAACUUCCUGCUGCUGGGCGUGCUGGUCUUCAUGCUGGGCGUCCUGAGCGCCUUCGCCGGGGCGGUGAUCGACGGCGACACGGUGUCGCUGGUGGAGAAGAAGUACUCGCACUACUGCCUCCUGCAGGGCGCCGGAGCGGUGGCUGCCCGGGCGCGGCCGGCUGGGGGCCCCGACGGGCCGGCGGGCUCGCUGCGCUGCCAGAAGCUGCGGGACUACCAGCGCGGCUUGGUCAUCUCCACCAUCUUCAACGCCCUCGAAUGCCUCUUGGGCCUCCUCAACUUGCUGCUGGUCAAGAACUACAAGGCGGCCCAGCAGCGCGGCCUGCGCAGACGGCGCCGCCGCAGGCACCAGCACCACCUGGGCGGGGGGCGGCGGCGGAGGUGCCGGGGGCCCGGCGGCGGCUCGGGGGGAGGAGGCGGCGGCGGUGGCGGCUCGGGGGUGGGCGGCCGGCGGCCUCAGCGCCCGAGCCAAGGCUCCAUCUUUUCCAGCGAGGACCCCGACCUCUCCCCGGGGGGCGAGUGCGCCUUCCAGGCCGUCUCCUACAUCAACGUCGGCGUCUUCCACGUCUUCGACGAGGCCGGCGUGGAGGUGAACUGCGGGGGCCACCCUUCCGUCGAGCUGCCGGGCUAUUCGCCCAUGGACCCCGAGCUCCACGUCUCCUACCCCUAUUGCUACCCGCUGCCCCACGAGCAGCCGCCUGCCUACGAGGAGAUCUACCCGCGGGAGAUCUGUGCCAACCGCCUCUGAGGGCGGCCCAGGCCCCCUGCGGGACCCGCGCUCACAGUCGGCCGCCCAGCCUGAAAGGGACGGCAGCGCUGCUUGCGCAAAGGGGGCCGGGCGCUCACGCUCCACGGGCAGGAGGACCAGUUGCACAAGGUGAGGCCAACACCGCAGGCAGCAGCCGGGACUGCUGCCGCCGCUGCUCCUUUGCAAACGAGGUAGACGUAAGUGAGGUCCCUAGAAUGAGACCGAGCCGGCAGUCGACUGGAUCCCUUGGCAAGUCGCAACCUAGGUCGAAACGCCUUUGGCUUGGUUUCUCUGAGGAUCAGGCGCACUUUCUGUUAAUCACUUCUUCAGUGGAGAAAUCUUGAACAGAGUUUGCGAAAGUUGCCAAUGCAUUGCCACCUGUUGGGGGGUUGAUCUUGUCAAGGUUUCUCUUUCCCGCUUCUUGGUUCAAAAAAAAAAUAUCUAUAGUUACCUGCUAGAGGUUUUAAGCAAAUUGCAAUUCCUCUGGUGUUCCUUAAAGAUGGCUGGGGCUUCCCAGGAAUAAUACUUUUAAAGUAUCUUUUAAUUUUAUCUUGAUGAUCUGGUGGAAUCUUGCAGCUGUCUCUUCUAUAUUGGUUGAAUGGUGAACGUUUCAGCAUUGGUUCCCACAAUCAUAUUAGGUGGCUUGGAAUUUUUCAAAAAAUUUUAAUUGGCCUGGCUUUUCCCUCCCUUCAAAUGAAUCUUCAUGAUACCCUCAGCUUUUUAAGAGUGCAAAAUUGUAUCAUUAGACAACUGGCCAGAACAGCAGCAUCCACAAGAUGUAAGAAAAGCAGCUGUAUGUCUCAAAGCAGAUAAAUUUCUAAACUGUGAAGAGAUUUGAGAGCCGUUUUGAACAAAGCCUCUUAUGUUUACAGUAUUCCUGGAAGAUUUUAUGUUAACCUUUAAAAUUUAGUGAAAGUUUAAAACCAUUGUUGGUCUUGUAAGAUGCACAUUAUAAACCUGCACUUUCAAACAGAGAACAAAAGAAAACAGCAACAUUUUUGUACACUAAUGUGCCUGCUUUUGUUGAUAAUUUCUUACUGUAAAAGCUUUCAAAAAAGUCUAUAGUGAAAAUGUUUGGUAAAGUCAUUGCAACUUAAAAUUAACAACUAUCAGUUCCUUUACUAAAACAGAAGUGUGAUACAGAAUUCAAGGAAAGUCCAAAUGUCUCAUACAUUCCUUUUUUUGUAAACAGGUUCUGUGCAAAGCAGGACUUAUAUUUAUUUUUAUUUCAUUAAAAAAACAGUUCAAUCCUAUUUUGUACAAGUACAGCCAGUUACUCUUGUAAGUAGUUUAAUUUUAGUGUUACCAAUUACUCAAAUCUGAAAAGCUUGAAUAUUAAGGUUUUAUUUAAAUACAAAUAUAUAGAUAUAUAGAUAUGCUUUAAGUAGCCUUAAUUGAUGGUCUCAACUUUCAGUGGAGUUGCUAAACUCCUUCAUAGCGUUUCAGUAUCUACUGGAACUGCCAAAACUCAACAAGUGAUGGUAGGAAAGGAUACUGCACAAUAUGACUUGUAGCAUAGUGACUAAACUCUUUUCAACUGGACAUUUUAAAAGUUUCACCAUAAUGCCCUAAUUUACUUGUGCUGGAGAAUUUCAGCAUAUCAGAUUGCCCAGAAAAGGAAUUGCUUUGGACUACUGGCCUAAAAAAGGGAAAGUUUAAUUCAGAAUGUACACAAGGAUGAAAGCCACACUUCAAUCCGCAUUAAUUUGCUGCUUCUUAUAAUUAUUGAAACAGAAGUUCCAUUCAGAAGCCAGUACCUUCCUUAAGCUCCUAAAAGCAAGGAACCUGUCUUUAGCUUGUAUUACUUUGUAAAACACCAAGUAUGCCAAAUGGCACUAUAUAAAUAAUUAACAGUAAUAAUUCAUCUUGAAGUCUGCUGCGGAAUUCAAGCGUUAUCAACAGAGACAGCAUUAAAGGAAAAUUGCUGUUUUCUCUUUUUAUUUUUGCAAGGUACAGAAGGUUUUUCUUUUAAGUAAGAAGCUGAACCAAGUAAAUUUGCAGCCUUAGAUUAAAAAGAAAGAAAGAAAACCAUCCCCAACAGCGGUGAAAGCCUCUCUGCACUAUUUUGUUAUCUGAAAUUGUUUUGAAUUGCACACUUUGUAUAGCCUACAAUGCAUAAUGCCUUAGAACAUUUAAAAACAGAUUUAAAAUUAUAUCUUUUAAAAAGUCAGCAUUAACAGACUUCUUUUUAGAUAACUGGAUAAGCAACUAAUCCAGUUUGCAAAGUUAGCUUCAGAAUUUCGGAAGGCUAGCACUACAGUUAUCAUGAUUAUUCAUUUUAGGGUGAAAAAAAAUUCCCUCUCUGAGACCAAGCACAAUGCUUAUUGAAUACAUAAAAGACCUUGUUUAACAGGUAUGGGCCUUUUUUCAUUUCUCCCUAAAGAGGUAUGGAUUUCACCUCCAAGGAUCCUCAGCUUCAGUCCUUGGGCCUAAUCUACAUGGCACUUUCACAGGCACAAGCGUCUAGAAAAUGAAUGGGAAUUAUUGGAGGGCGGAGGGAAAGAUGGCUAUAUGUUUUGCUUUCCAUCUUCCAUUCACUUUAUUGGAAUUACCAAAACUGAAGAGCCUGCUGAAAUGCAUUCCUUUAUCUACACUGCUUAUUUGGACAGUACUUCGGAUGUGUAUAUGGCCCAGGAUUUUUAUAAAAUAAACUGGUGCAUAAAGUAA
Heteronotia binoei (common prickly gecko) is the source of this 4015-nucleotide messenger RNA. RefSeq names its product transmembrane protein 271 (gene TMEM271). The transcript has a single exon. NCBI's taxonomy places the organism in Eukaryota, Metazoa, Chordata, Lepidosauria, Squamata, Gekkonidae. Bases 218 to 1348 code for a protein of 376 amino acids. The record is from RefSeq and is a predicted model, not a curated record.